UAACAGGUCUUACACUACUGCUGAUUCAUAUGAUGACAAAAAAUGUCAAAACUUGCUAUUACUUAAAUAUGACAUCAUAAUUUAUUCAGCAUAAUUAAAUCUGAAAUUCUUUUAAUUGGGAUAUCUUAGGAACGAAAAGGUCUUUUUUAAAAAAAUUAAAGACUUGUUAACCCACUUUUUAUGCUCUAUAAUAUAAGUCUAAGAUAUUUUAUACCUCAGGUUCCCUUUAACACUUUGUUUUUCUUAAAUGCAGUAACUGAUUUGAGGAAAUAAAUCUAUAGGACUUGUAAUACCAAUUACCAAUAAUGCACUAUAAUACCUUUUGUCACUAGGAACAAUCAAAUAGAUAUGCAGUAAACUGAUUAUUUUGUUUCACAUAAAAAUCUAAUAUUGCACUUUGUGGAUUUGACUAAAUACGUUUUUUUAGAUAUGUAUUUUAACCAAAAUAUACAUCUGCCUUCUGAAGAAGUGUACUCCUCCUCUCCAUCAAGUCACAUUGUACCAUGCUCGCCCUUUCUGAAUAAUAGAUCAAGAUCUCCAGUACCAUGUGUGCCAGACAUUGAUAGAUUAAACAGGAGAAAAGCAGUAAGAAGUCUUAGUCAAGAUAUACUACCAUCCCCAGUGUUAUCUGCUCUGCAAUCUUCUCAAACAGAUUCUCAACCACAAAGACUUCCUUUCACUCCUAUUGGUAACAUGGUAGAUCCAGCAGUCAUAAAGAAACCAACUAAUUUAACAACACCAUCAUUGGAGCAAGUUGUGCCCAGUUGUUCACCAUCAACUGUACAAGAUGAAAAACCAGCCAAUGGUACACAGCGUAAAAAUGGUCGUAAAUUGAAAUUAGAGAAAUCCUUAGAUGAGAAGCCACCUAUACCGAAGAGACAAAAUAGAAACUUGAAAGCAGCAAAAUCACAAGAAAAUGCAGAAAUGAAUCUCUUUCAAAGAGAUGAUAUUUUUGGAUGACUUUAUAUUAUUAGGCAUAUAUUAUGCAAAGCAGAGUAUAGGUAGUUGUUUUUGUGCGUGAUAUAAUUCUAUUCGUUUUGGUAUACUUUUAAAAUGAUAUUUUAUUCACAGCGUCAAUGUGAGAAAGAUGUGACAGUACUUUAUUUGUAAUGUAUAUUGUUCUUCUGUUAUUUAUUGUGAAGAUUUAUGAAAUUUUUUAUAUUUAUUAGGGAAAACAUUAUUUAUAAAGAGAGUUGUUUAAUAUUAUUAUUAUUAUUGGCUUAUAUUGUAUUUAGACAAGACAUUAUAAACUUUUAAUCUUCUAAUGAAAUGUUUGGAACAUAUUGAUUCCACAUUUGAUACAACUAACAUGCUGUAAUUUUUAUUUAUUUGUUAAAAAGAACAUUAUUUACAUUGAA
Hydractinia symbiolongicarpus is the source of this 1358-nucleotide messenger RNA. RefSeq lists its product as uncharacterized. The transcript is spliced from 3 exons. NCBI's taxonomy places the organism in Eukaryota, Metazoa, Cnidaria, Hydrozoa, Anthoathecata, Hydractiniidae. Bases 430 to 960 code for a protein of 176 amino acids. The record is from RefSeq and is a predicted model, not a curated record.